Messenger RNA from Pyrus x bretschneideri (Chinese white pear), 1270 nucleotides. Its product is annotated as 2-oxoglutarate-dependent dioxygenase AOP3. NCBI's taxonomy places the organism in Eukaryota, Viridiplantae, Streptophyta, Magnoliopsida, Rosales, Rosaceae. The coding region runs from base 93 to 1103 and encodes 336 amino acids. The transcript has 2 exons. Gene Ontology annotation, molecular function: dioxygenase activity. The record is from RefSeq and is a predicted model, not a curated record.
AUUGAGUGAUUCCUUUCUGAUAAAAAAACUACGAGAGGAGUCGGUGAGUGGGAGACAGUUAGAGAGAGAGAGAGAGAGAGAGAGAGAGAGUGAUGGAGAUGGAUGAUCAAGUACUCCCAAUUCUUGAUUUUUCAGAUGGUUUAGUGGUAAAGCAAGGGAGUGAGGAAUGGAAAGCUAUGAGUAACAAAGUGAGAGAGGCAUGUGAGGAUUAUGGUUGCUUUCUUUUGCUAGUGAAGAAUGAGAUCCCAAUGAGUUUACGUGAAGAAAUGGUGACGGCAAUGAAAGCUCUGUUUGAUCUGCCUGAAGAGACCAAGAAGAAGCACACAAGUCCCAAGCCUUACCAGAGCUACGAAGGCAAGAGCCCCGUCAUUCCCUUGAAUGAAAGCUUCGGCAUCGAUGACGCUUGCCGCCUCGACGCAGCUCAGGCCUUCACCAACCUCAUGUGGCCUCAAGAAAACCCUGCAUUUUGUGAGGCAAUGAAAUCCAUGUGCUCUAAGAUGAUGGACUUGAAUCUCAUCAUCCUUAGGAUGAUCUUAGAGAGCUUUGGUUUAGGAAACCACUAUGAUUCCCAUGUCCAAAAUACCACCAGUGCUUUUCGUUUCAUGAAGUACAAAGCUCCUCCUCCUCCUCCUCCUCCUCCAACUCCAGGCAACAUCAACAUUAAUGCUGACUCGUCAUCAACAUCACUGUCAGCGUCGCCAUCAGCUGCCCUGGGCCUUGUACCUCACACUGACAAAAGCACCCUAACCAUUCUGUGCCAAAACGGUGUGCAAGGCCUAGAGAUUCUGACCAAACAAGGCAAAUGGGUUGAAGUGAUGGUCCCGGAGGGAGCUGUUGUGGUUUUUGUUGGGGAUGCAAUUAAGGCUUGGAGCAAUGGGAGGCUUCAUGCAGUGACCCACAGGGUUAUGAUGAGUGGUGACAAAGAGAGGUACUCGUAUGCCCUAUUCUCCUUGCCAAAAGAGGAGGUGGUGAUUGAAGUGCCUCAGGAAUUUAUAGACAAAGAGCAUCCUUUGCUCUACAAGCCAUUCAACUUUGGUGCAUACUUUACAUACUUCACGUCCAAUAUUCGUGAGGAUGCACUCGAAUUAUUUGCUAGAGUUUGAUAUUAUAUCAUAUAAUAUCCAUGUUAUUUGGUUAACAGGAUGUGUGUUUUGCAACAAGGUUACUAUGUCAAUAUCUGCUAUGUUUUACUUUACUGCAAGACAAUAAUCAUAAUAUGUAUUGGGGCUAAGACUUCAGAUAUUUGAUAAAUAGAAAGUAUCUUGCAUUU